AUGAGAAGUCUCUGGGUCUUGCUGCUGGUGCUGACCACCUGCAUGGUGGUGAGUGCGGGUCCCCUGCCGACACCACCCGAUGACAUCCAAGUGCAGGAGAACUUCGACCUCUCUCGGAUCUACGGGAAAUGGUUCAACGUGGCCAUCGGCUCCACCUGCCCGUGGCUGAAGAGGAUCAUGGACAAGCUGGCCGUGAGCACGCUGGUGCUGCGAGAGGGAGCUACAGAGGCAGAGAUUGGCAUGACCAGCACCCGCUGGCGGAAGGGUGUCUGUGAGGAGAUCUCUGGGGCUUAUGAGAAAACAGGCACUGAUGGGAAGUUCCUGUACCACAAACCCAAAUGGAACAUGACCUUGGAGUCCUACGUGGUCCACACCAACUACGAUGAGUAUGCCAUUUUUCUGACCAAGAAAUUCAGCCACCGUCAUGGACCCACCAUUACUGCCAAGCUCUAUGGACGGCAGCCGCAGGUGAGGGAUAGCCUCUUGCAGGAGUUCAGGGAGUUCGCCCUGGGUGUAGGCAUCCCCGAGGACUCCGUCUUCACCAUGGCCGACAGAGGUGAAUGUAUCCCUGGGGAGCAGCAAGCAGAGCCCGUCCUACUCUCAAGAGCCCAGCGGGCUGUGCUCCUCCAAGAAGACGAAGGAUCAGGGGUUGGGCAACUAGUACUUGAUUUCGAGAAGAAGGAAGAUUCCUGCCAGCUGACCCCCUCAGCAGGUCCCUGCAUGGGCAUGAUCAAGAGGUAUUUCUAUAACAGUACGACCAUGGCCUGUGAGACCUUCCAGUACGGGGGCUGCAAGGGGAACAGCAACAACUUCGCCUCGGAGAAGGAAUGCCUGCAGACCUGCCGCACUGUGGCGGCCUGCAGUCUCCCCAUAGUCCCCGGCCCCUGCCGAGGCAGCUUCGAGCUCUGGGCAUUUGAUACUGUCUGGAGGAAGUGCAUCCCCUUCUUUUAUGGGGGCUGCCACGGCAAUGGUAACCAGUUCUACUCAGAGAAGGAGUGCAAAGAGUACUGCGGUGUCCCUGGUGAUGGGGAUGAGGAGCUGCUGCCUGUCUCCAGCUGA
Cynocephalus volans (Philippine flying lemur) is the source of this 1059-nucleotide messenger RNA. RefSeq names its product alpha-1-microglobulin/bikunin precursor (gene AMBP). The transcript is spliced from 10 exons. NCBI's taxonomy places the organism in Eukaryota, Metazoa, Chordata, Mammalia, Dermoptera, Cynocephalidae. The record is from RefSeq and is a predicted model, not a curated record. Gene Ontology annotation, molecular function: serine-type endopeptidase inhibitor activity. The coding region runs from base 1 to 1059 and encodes 352 amino acids.